Molecule: messenger RNA, 840 nt
Organism: Cynara cardunculus var. scolymus (artichoke)
Lineage: Eukaryota; Viridiplantae; Streptophyta; Magnoliopsida; Asterales; Asteraceae
Product: xyloglucan endotransglucosylase/hydrolase 2-like
Exons: 3
Coding region: 1-840 (279 amino acids)
Biological process (GO): cell wall biogenesis; xyloglucan metabolic process
Cellular component (GO): cell wall; apoplast
Molecular function (GO): xyloglucan:xyloglucosyl transferase activity; hydrolase activity, hydrolyzing O-glycosyl compounds
Source: RefSeq, a predicted model, not a curated record
AUGGCUCGGAAAACUGUAAUAGUCAACAUGAUAGUUUUAUUUUUUAUGGUUGCGGCAAAAGCAGAUAUAAUCAGCGGAGACUUUAACCAACAAUUUGACGUCACAUGGGGCAAUGGACGUGGGAAGAUCAUAAACAAUGGACGACUGGUCAAGUUACAACUAGAUAAGGCUUCCGGAUCAGGGUUUAAGUCUAAAAACCAAUAUUUGUUUGGAAAGAUCGAUAUGCAAAUAAAGGUCGUUCCUGGGAAUUCUGCUGGCACUGUCACAUCGUUUUACAUUUCUUCUCUGGGCCCAGCUCAUGACGAGGUUGAUUUUGAAUUUCUUGGUAACCUUAGUGGAGAUCCUUAUAUCCUCCACACCAACGUGUUCGUUCAAGGCCAAGGCAACAGAGAACAACAAUUUUAUCUUUGGUUCGAUCCCGCCAGAAAUUUUCAUACCUACUCAAUUUUGUGGAACCCUAAAACCAUCAUAUUAUACGUUGAUGGAACUCCCAUACGACAAUACAAGAAUAUGCCAUCGUAUAACAUUCCUUUCCCGAAUGGACAACCUAUGUGGAUCCUCUCUAGUAUUUGGGACGCAGAAUGGGCCACAAGAGGCGGCCUUGUUAAGACGGACUGGAGACUAGCUCCCUUCACUUCCUUAUAUAGGAAUUUCAAGAUGCAAGUAUGCACACAAUUUUCUCCGCCUUCAUGUCAUCAAGAACCGUGGAUGACCGACUUGUUGGAUAAAUUCAGUGCAAGAAAAUUGAAACGAGUGCAGAAGAAGUACAUGAUUUACAACUAUUGCAGUGAUGUUAGGCGAUUUCCUCUGGGACUUCCCGCCGAAUGCAAGCACUCAUAA